This is a messenger RNA of Lottia gigantea (owl limpet), 648 nucleotides long. RefSeq lists its product as hypothetical. The record is from RefSeq and is a predicted model, not a curated record. Lineage: Eukaryota; Metazoa; Mollusca; Gastropoda; Lottiidae. The transcript has a single exon. The coding region runs from base 1 to 648 and encodes 215 amino acids.
AUGUUGUCACCUUCACAAUGUCAAGUCAUUACAAACUUCAUCUUAUACCUUUACUCAUCUUCACAAUGUCAAGUCAUUACAAACUUCAUCUUAUACCAUCUUCACAAUGUCAAGUUAUUACACACUUCAUCUUAUACCUUUACUCAUCUUCACAAUGUCAAGUCAUUACACACUUCAUCUUAUACCUUUACUCAUCUUCACAAUGUCAAGUCAUUACAAACUUCAUCUUACACCUUUACUCAUCUUCACAAUGUCAAGUUAUUACAAACUUCAUCUUAUACCUUUACUCAUCUUCACAAUGUCAAGUUAUUACAAACUUCAUCUUACACCUUUACUCAUCUUCACAAUGUCAAACUAUUACAAACCUCAUCUUAUAACUUUACUCAUCUUCACAAUGUCAAGCUAUUACACACUUCAUCUUAUACCUUUAUUCACCUUCACAAUGUCAAGUCAUUACAAACUUCAUCUUAUACCUUUACUCAUCUUCACAAUGUCAAACUAUUACACACUUCAUCUUAUACCUUUACUCAUCUUCACAAUGUCAAACUAUUAUACACUUCAUCUUAUACCUUUACUCAUCUUCACAAUGUCAAAUUAUUACACACUUCAUCUUAUACCUUUACUCAUCUUCACAAUGUCAAGUUAUAA